AUUGUUGUGAUAAACUUAUUAAAUAGAUAGUAUGGCCCAUUUUUCAUGACAACAAACGAGAGUUGACUUAGAUUUCAAAGUAUUUUUGAAGAUGUGCAGUGGAUAAUCUGAAAGGCUUCGACUAAAAUGAAGAAACGGAAAGAUAAGAAUAGAAAUCAAAGCACUCUAGUCGGUAUCCCCGAGGCGCUCAAUGGAGAUGGCAAGGGGGAGUCCAGGAACCAGACUGUGUUCGGAAUAUCAGAUGCAUAUGGGUCUGCAGAAGGAGGGGGAGGUGAUGUGGGUGGGGGCAAGAGCAUUCGUGAGAGGAUCAAGUAUCUGCAGGAGAAUGACCAGGAAAAGUACACUCUACUGCUGAAAAGAGCAUUCGAGAGCAUGAAUCUCGGGGGCAAACUGGAGGAGCUGAUGAAGGCCAAGAAAGGGGGAGGUGCUACGACUAGUGCUAUAGAUAUGGACAAGUUCGUACUCGCAUUUGCCACUCAGAAACCACUCGAGCUCCUAAAGAUAGAAGGUCUGGCCAAUGCGAACUCGAGUGAAGUGGCAGUUGGGGCGGAGGGAGGGGACGAAGAGAGGAAGGAUGCCCCUCAGCACUUCAAGAAUCAGCUGCACACCAUCAAGAACAAAAGCAUAGAGGAGAUGUCUGACUUGAUGAAGGAACUCUCACAGGUCCUCAGAUACUGCACAGUCGACUGGAUACGCAAUUUUGGUGAAGACGGGCUUGUUGGAAUCAUGAAAGCACUCAAACGUGCGUUCGAACUAGAGAAAGAAAAAGAAAAGCCUAUAAAAAAAGAGAAGGACCACUUCACAGAGACCAAACUGAACACUCUCCGCUCCCUGCGAUGCAUGUGUAACUGCAAAGCAGGUCUAGUCGUAUUUCUGGACACGUACUCUGGACUCUCCCAGAGCGUGGCUUUGGGUACAGAUAACAUGAGCAAACAGCGGGAACAGGAAAGGGAGAGGAUGUUUUUGAAUCUGGGCUACAUCGUGAUGUGCUUGGGCUGGGAUCCGACGUCCGAGGCAAAACAGACACUUACUCUGGAGACGCUACAGUUCCUAGCACCGCUAAUGGGAAUCAAACUCAGUGACCAAUACAUGUAUCCUAUUGUACUGGAGGCAUUUUCGGCUGCUGAGACAAUCAGGAGAAGAGACGACGACAACUUUUUGAUCAAUUUGGAAAAAUACGAGCGAUUCACACCCUUAGCAAACAUGUUGGACAUAUACGCCAAAGAUGUGAACGACAGUUCUCUCAUGGAGAAGCCCUUUCCGGAUCAGAAACCAGAAGACGGAUCAAAUCCGCCAGAACCGGACUACGCCAACGAGAUCAAAAGAUACCCCAAUGGACUCAAAAUUAUUUUCUACGUUUUGCAAUGCAUUCAGAAGUUCUUCGACAAGCUACUAGAACGCAAUCAGAUAGAGUACCUCAUGGUCAUCAAGGCCGAGUUCUCCCGCCUCAAAAUUAACGACCAGCUAGAAAGACUAAGAGUUGAGCUGGUGAAUCGAAGGCGUAUCCGUGAGGAAGAACUGCGUGAGGAUCACGACACGACAGGUGAAGGUGCAGACGGGGAGGGGAACAGCAACGACAAACAGGCCAAAGAGAGACAGGACUUGUAUGACCAGUACCCGGACUUGUUAGUCGUGGACAGUAAUGACGAACUUGCCAAUUUAGUCUACCAUUUGUGCUUCACUGUGCCAGAGAAACUAUCGGAGAAGCUGGAUGGUCAUCACGACAGUCUUAGAAAGUGUCUUGAAAGCUCAGAAGAAACCUUCAAACUGUUGAGGUCUUCCCUCCAGAACACAGACAGUGAGAAGUACCUCCUCACAGCACUUCAGCUGAUGCUCUUCUUCAAAGAUGACGAUGAGUACACGAGAUUGGCUUAUUUCCGAGUCAUCACAGAAUGCAUAUCGCAGCUCCUGGUGAACAGGAAGAGAGAGCACCUCGACUUCUCAAAUGGCAUCCUGCUCAAGGAUGACUGGAGCAUGAAGGAUUUCAUGGACAGCAUAUGCAAACGUGCAGAAGAACUUGAGUCUGAGGGAGUUUCAAGUGGAAGGUCGACUGCUGGAGCCGCACAGGCAAAAGAAGGCACAGAAAGCAAAGACAAAUCAGCUCCGGCCAAUACGCAACGGACACUUGAGCUGGAAGUGCAAUUGUCUGAAUGUGAAAAAAUUCUGAAUGAGUUGGUGGAAAAGUGUGAGAAACAAAAUGUAGAUGUCAAGCUUGCCAAAGACUAUUUGAAUCAGACAAAGAAGUCGUCAAACAUUCCAUCGCCUCCAGGUUCAGGUGGUGGACCGCCUCCCCCUCCCCCGCCUCCAGGAAUGGGCGGAGGGCCGCCACCACCACCCCCGCCACCCGGAAUGGGUGGGGGGCCACCUCCUCCGCCUCCACCGCCUGGGAUGGGAGGAGGGCCACCACCACCACCCCCGCCACCAGGAAUGGGUGGGGGACCACCUCCUCCGCCUCCACCGCCUGGGAUGGGUGGAGGACCACCACCGCCUCCGCCCCCGCCUGGAGGAAGAGGAGGCCCACCACCGCCGCCCCCGAUGCCAGGAAGAGGGGGAGGUCCUCCACCUCCACCGCCACCAGGUGGACGACCAGGCCCCCCGCCCCCGCCUGGAAUGGGAGGGUUUAGACCCCCUGUGAAAAAACAAAGACAUCCCGAUGCUCCCCAAAGAGUCGCUUAUCAGCUGCCCACAGCAACAUCAAAGAUGUUCUGGAAAAAGUGGGUUCCGGACAAAUUGAACGAGAAGUCAUUUUGGCUAACGGUGAAGGAGGGCCAGUUCUCCAAUGCAGAGAGCGACGGUGAAAGCGCAGAGAGCUUCAAGCUCAUCGUAGAGAACUUCUCCCAGAAGAAAGCGGACCCGGCCAAGAAGAAGAAAGCGGACUUGACCGAUUCUGUCAAAGAAGAAGAAGAACAGGCUCGCUAUUACGUCUUGGAUCCAAAGAGUGGUCAAGCUCUAGAGGUGUUCUUCAAGGCCUCCAAGAUAACCCCAGAUGCUGUGAUUGAUGCACUGUGGAAGUGUGACGUGAAUGUAAUCAGCGAAAGCUACAUCAACACCCUCACUGGAAUCCUGAUCCAGACCACUGACGAGGAAGUCAUCAACCUCUGCUCCGGAAUCAUCGAACACAAGGAUAAAAAACUGAUGAAUGCGGAAAAGAUUCUACUGCAGUUCAGUGACUUGAAGGACCUUCCUGUUCGACUGGACAGCCUCCUCUUCUUGAACACAUUCUCUGAGAAUUUGGACCCCAUCAAAUCUGACGUGACUAUAAUCUACGAGGCGAUAAGGGAGCUCAACAAUUCACCCUCAUUCAAGAAAGUGCUCAGCAUGAUUUUGGAGCUGGGCAACAUCCUUAACACAGGAAAUCAGAGACUGAGCAUGGCCAUGGGUUUCGACAUCAGUUACCUCAAAGAGCUGGGUGGCAUCAAGUGUUCGGCGGAUAAGAGCAAAAGUGUGAUCCACGUGUUCCUCAUGAUCCUCGAGAAGAAGCCAGAAACAAGCACACUAGUCGACAGUCUCAUUGGGGAGUUGCAGUACAUUGAGCCAGCCUGCAAAGUGGACGAGGCUUCAAUUGACUCUCGCAUGGGUGGCCUGAAGAAGAAGAGUGAGAAACUGGGAAAGACUCUAGAGAAGAAGAAGGUAAUCAAUGACAAGGAUGCGUUUAUUCCUGUGUUCAAUAAGUUCCACAAGGAUGCGUGCAAGCAGUUGAAACUAGUGGAGAGCAUGAUUGACAAGUACAAGAAGGAACUGGACACCAUGCGACUCCAGUUCUUCGAGGAAGGGACGAAUGUGUCGAUCGAAAAUGUGCGUGAUGUGAGCCAGUUCCUGACUAGUCUGAAGCAUUGCAAGAAGGACUUGGAGGAGGAGAGGGCGGCGGCUGCGAGGGAGGAGGCCAAGCAGAAGAAGGCCGAACAGGAGAAGAAGCGCAAAGAGGAGAAGAAGGCAGAGAAGAAAAACCUUAACGACAUUGACGCUAUGGGCGACAGCGAGACUGGUAUUCUGGAUAACGUGCUCAGCAAUGUGCCCCAGGCCAGAGCCAAGAGAGCCCAGAGGUCAGGUGGUGGGGGAGGGGCAGGGGGCGGCAGAAGUGCGGCGAACAAGAGGGCCGUGCUGACCCGUCGACAGAGCCAGCUAGGAAUGUCUCCGGGAGGCAGCAAACAAAUGGUCAUGGCGAGCUGAGGAUAACAUAUCCUGGGUAUUAACGAGGAAUUACCCCCUCGCUUCCAGGGGACAUGACCUCAAUGAAUAACCCCCUGGUACUCACUAGGAUCACGUGACGUCAUCAUAUUAAUGACACAUCGGAAUGUUCUCUGUAGAUCAGAUGAAUUUAUCAUUUAAUUUCAAAAAUAAUAAGACUAUUUUACUAUUUCGUGUUGAAACCUUGUAUUUCCGACAUUUAAAUUGACCAAUUGAAGGCUCAUAUGAUCAGACACAUUUCCAUAGCUUUUCGUUUCAUUGUUUGGUUUCAUUGUCGUAGAUUAUUCUUUAUUAAUGAGCUUGUUUAUACAGUUGCUAGAUGGGAUUAGUAAAACUCUAUUUCUAAUAAUUUAAAUCAAUCUUCCAUUUGAAUAAACUACUGGCUCUCAUGGCACAAAUGUUGUAAAAAUACAUUUAUUUUCAAUCUA
This is a messenger RNA of Symsagittifera roscoffensis, 4616 nucleotides long. RefSeq names its product protein diaphanous homolog 1-like. Gene Ontology annotation, biological process: actin filament polymerization. The record is from RefSeq and is a predicted model, not a curated record. Gene Ontology annotation, cellular component: actin filament. The transcript has 25 exons. Lineage: Eukaryota; Metazoa; Xenacoelomorpha; Acoela; Convolutidae. Bases 127 to 4170 code for a protein of 1347 amino acids. Gene Ontology annotation, molecular function: actin binding.